Molecule: messenger RNA, 1391 nt
Organism: Exophiala viscosa
Lineage: Eukaryota; Fungi; Ascomycota; Eurotiomycetes; Chaetothyriales; Herpotrichiellaceae
Product: Alpha/Beta hydrolase protein
Exons: 1
Coding region: 476-1291 (271 amino acids)
Source: RefSeq, a predicted model, not a curated record
GUUUGAGGUGUAAGAAGGCUGGACACGCAAAGCAUCUUACUAAGCUGGAUGAAUGGGAAGCAUAUGCGAGACGCUGCCCCAAGCUCUCAUCAUUCCCACUUCAGAGACUUCGAGCUGGCUUGCCUUCCUUUACAGGCUGUCGGCGGAGGAAGAUUGCCAGCCUGAUCGUCUUAUUACAUCCUCAGGGGAUUGCUCUUCGAAAGAUGCCGGUACCCGUUGACGUACUAGUCAGAGCAUCCAUCUUUCAGACACGGAAAUAUGCCGCCGCUGAGGCGAGGUUUGAGAGCUCCCCCAAUACUCCAACUACUGACGUCUAGCACUAUUCCAUAGUUGCAACUAACCUUCUUCACUGUCUCUCAUUUUCGUCAACACUUCUUCCGCAACAUUGAACAGGACGCACAUCGUUUUGUUGGUCGCCAGUCGUAGCAGGAAGCCACAUCACCGACUUCCCGAAGUUCCACACUCAGCCUUUGAAAUGGCAGCCAAAACAGUCGAGAUCGACUCCAUCUCAUACUACACGGUGCUCGAGGGUCCGGCAGAUGGAAAGCUGGUCGUCUUGAUUCACGCGUUGAUGGCUAACAUGGAAAUAUGGGAUUCAACUGUCCCUGCCCUGAACAAAGCAGGAUACAAAACACUCCGUUACGAUCAUGUCGGGCACAACAAGACGCCCGCACCUUCUGAUCCCAACCGAUCAUUUCACUUUGACGAUUUCACCCGUCACAUCCAGCACAUCAUUCAAACCCGUUGUCCUAACGAUAAACCUUACGCGCUAGUGGGAUGCAGUAUUGGCGGGGUACUCGUCCUUCGCUACGCGCAGAUGUAUCCUGGCUCUGCUCAGAAGAUUAUCUCAUGUGCAGCGCCUGGAGCGAAAUCUCUCGAGGUAUCGAAACCGAAAUGGGCUUCACGUAUUGAACAAUUCAAAGCCGAAGGUACUGUGGAUAACCUGGCAGUGGCCACGGUUGAGCGGUGGUUUCCUGAGCCUUGCGAGCCCAGCAUCCGGGAAAAGGCACUUCAGAUUACAAAGACGUGCACACUUCCGGGCUAUGAGAUCUGUGCAAAGUGUACGACGAAUUAUGACUAUAGCGGCGAACUUGAACAGAUCAAGAAGGAACAGGUGCUCAUUCUAGCCGGCGAAAACGAUUCAAACAUUGGGCCUAAGGAGGUCCUUGUUGACGUGCAUAUGAAAAUCAAAGGCUCGAGAUAUGUGCUCAUGAAGGAUACGGGGCAUAUCCCUCCUCAGCACCAGCCUGCCGAUUUUGAGAAGAUUCUGUUGGACUUUCUGCAAGAAUAAUUCGUAUUCACCUCGGUGUGUAGCAUACGGAUGGAAACGAUAUACUGUAUAUACUUGAGUUGAGAAGAGCUUAAGAAUCCCCCGUUCGUGGGGAAUGCGC